AUGGCGGCUUCGCCGCGUCCAGGCGACGCGGGCUCCCUCGUGCGGGCGUCCGUCGUCGCUCACUCGCCCGCGCCGGUGGUCGGCCAGGAGGUGGGACGGAGGGGUGGCGGCGGAUCCGGUCGACCAGGCUCUCAAGACGGAGGGGAUGUGGCGGAUCCGGCCGGCCAGGAGGUGGAGACGGGGUGGGGGGCGGCGGAUCCGGCGAAGAUCGGCGGCGACAACGGUGGGAGGUCGGGGAAUCGAGAGGAGGAGGGUGGCUGGGGCGGCUCGGAAUCGGGAUCGGGAUCAGUUAAAAAGCCAGGAGCUCAAUGGAACCCAGCUUUCGGAAAGGGUUUGGUGGAGAUACUUCAGGAGCACAACACUCCAUACCAUAGAGGACAAAAUGGUUGGUCAACUGAAGCGUGGAAUAGGAUGGCAGAUUUGUUUCAUGAAAGAUAUGGCCACACAAAUUUUACAAAGCAAUCUAAGUUUGAUAAAUCAUUUCUUUUAUAUAUACAGUCGUGGCCAGAAAUAGCUAAGUUCCAGAAUGAGCCCUUUCCCCUCUACAAUAAGCUUGGUGAUCUCUAUGAUGGACACAUAGCAGAAGGUAACUUCAAUUUCACAUCAAUUGAGGUUACACAAGUCAGUGAUGGUGAUCCCGAAGUUGAAAGAGAGCAACCUGCCUUCUCUUUUAACCUGAAUCAAUACGAUGAUGAUGUGCACAUGUACAAUAAUCCAAGAGAUGCUGCUCAAAGUGAUGAGCCAAGAUAUGCUACACAAAGUGAUGGUCGAAGAGAUGCUAUUCAAAGUGAUGAGCCAAGAGAUGCUACACAAACAGGUGCUCCCGGUGGUUCAAAUAAGAAGCCAGUGAAGGAGUCCAAGAAGAAGACGCGUGAUGAUCCAAUGGUGGAGGUGAUGGCACAAUAUGUGGAGAUCAAACGGAAGCAAGCGGAGGAGGAGUCUGUUUUGUUGGUAGGGUCAAAAAAUGCACAAGAGUUCUCUCUGAAUUCUGCCGCUGAAGAUGAAGAUAGUGUUGUUGCGUUUCUUCGAAGCAAAAUGGCAGAGUUGCAUCAACAUAUCUAA
Messenger RNA from Triticum dicoccoides, 1062 nucleotides. RefSeq lists its product as uncharacterized. Bases 1 to 1062 code for a protein of 353 amino acids. The transcript is spliced from 6 exons. The record is from RefSeq and is a predicted model, not a curated record. NCBI's taxonomy places the organism in Eukaryota, Viridiplantae, Streptophyta, Magnoliopsida, Poales, Poaceae.